Molecule: messenger RNA, 591 nt
Organism: Neurospora tetraspora
Lineage: Eukaryota; Fungi; Ascomycota; Sordariomycetes; Sordariales; Sordariaceae
Exons: 1
Coding region: 1-591 (196 amino acids)
Source: RefSeq, a predicted model, not a curated record
AUGCCUACGCCUACCAUGCCUACCAUGCCCACCAUGGUGGGGCGGCGCAGUCGUUCUGGUAGUGGCGUUAGUCUACACGGUAGUGUUGGGGGUGGUGGUGGUGGUGGCCUACGGAGGCGGGCUGGGAGUGGUGCUAGUCGUGUCAGUGCUACUAGCGCUGGUGGACGGCGCAGUCGUGCUGGCAGCGUCGCCAGUGGUGGUGGAAGACGCAGUCGUGCUGGCAGCGUGGCCGGUACGAGUGUCGGUAGUAGUGGAAGCGAUGACAAUUGCUGUGGGUUGAUGGAUAAUGAGAAGAACAAGAAAAAUAAAGGUAAAAUUACGAUACCCGUGGGGAGGAGGAAGAGAAGCAGGAGCGUUGUCAAAGGGAAGAUGAAGCAGCAGCAGGGAGGAAGCGCGGGAGGGGGAUCGUCGUCAGAAGGUGCAAAGGAACGAGAAGAAAAAGUCAGGAAAAGCGGUGGGAGUCAUCAUCAGUUUCACCGGCUGAAGCUCUUGUUGGAGAGAGAAAGCGUGCAGCGGAAACUCAUGUUGGAGAGGGAAAUGUCUCUGCAACGGAAGAUCGAUGCGAAUCCGGACUUUUCGUACAUGACAUGA